CCUGCCAGUGGAAGUGUUGGUGGAAUUCGGUUCCGAUUUCAGCCCUGACUCCCCUUGCCCCGUUCUGGCUGCCAGCAGCUCCUCAGCAUCACACCGUGGUCAGGAACAUCUCAAUUCACUUUCAAACAUCCUCUUUCAGAUGUAGCCCUCUCUUUGUGUUCAAAACCCGCGCCCUCCCAGCGGGAUCACUUCUGUUUUAGGAGUUAGACUUGCUGGGGGAUUGCAUCAUGAGUGCGUCAGGCUGCUUGCACCGCCAGCAGGGAGGAAAGGCUGGGAACCGUCUGCCCCCUCCCAGCAGCUCUGGCAGGACAAGGACAGCUCUGGGCUCGGGGAAAUCCACCUCGGACCUGGCUGGGCUUGCUUACAAAGUACAAUCUGUCUCAAGUAGCCACGAUGAGGAGGAGACCUGGGAGCAGAAGAAAUGUUACAGAUGAAGCAGCUGAUUAAAGCCCUUCCUGUAUCUUCAGAAUGAUUUUUGUGGACAUGGGCUCCAUGGAACUCUGGUGAUCCCUGCUGCUCACACUUGUCACCAUGCUGGCAGAAGGCAUCCUAACGAGGCUCAUCUAUAAAGAAAGCUGUCAUCAAGAUAAGCCUCGAAAAUCUCCUGCAUCCCAAAAGGCUAAAGAGGGAAUCUGGAGACAGAAACUUGUAGACAUCCCAAAAAUUAAAGGCUUUGCUGAUGGAUGUGAGAAGCGGGAGGAGCUCUCUGCCAGAAGCAGCAAAGUGGAAGCCGGGAGCAGCCCCCGAUGGGGAUCCAUGGAAAAGGAGCCUGCAAAGGAUCAGGAAAUGCUGGUUAAAGGAACUGCAUCCCCAGCUGUACAUAUCCCCAAGAGAGGAGGGAGCCUAGACGAGGUGGAUUUGUACAGAUCCUGGCCAUGCCACAGCAUUUACCAGAACUACCCUGACCUGCAGAUCGGGGGGGACCGUGUGGGGGGCCACACGUGUGACUCGGGCUGCGUCCUGGACCACGUGUGUGAUGAGCUCCCUGAUGGGCCUGUCCUGCUCUCCAUAGACAUUCCCCUGGGUCAGUCCCCUCUGUGUGAGCAUCCCAAAAAGCCCAGUGGGAUGUCCCUGCCUGGAGAUGAAGCUGGAGAAAGGAGCCUCUUGCUCAGCGAGGAGCCCCUUUCCAACUCCACACUCAACAAGUACGUGGAAGCCAAAGUUGCAGAGCUCUACAAACAGUUCUUUGAAGAAAGCCUGGCCAGGUGUGGUUCCAUAACAAACCUCCUGACCUGCAGCUGGAUAAGGAACAGCCUGGACCAGAUAAGUGUUCAGAUCUCCCAGGAGCAGAACAUAGAAACCUCCAAAGCCAGAGGAGCCCUCUUGCACUCGUUGGCUUUGUUCAGCUCCCGCAACACUCCCAACAGGAACAGCUCUGAGUUCAGCACCCCAAACCUCCAAAUCUCCAACACAGGGGCUGCAAAAUGGAGCUGCAGGAUGGAAUUCACAUCCUGACUGAGCUGCUCAGCUCAGGAGAGGGAUGGGAUUCAGGUAUGAACGAUUCACUUCAAGGAUUAGGUUGGGAAAUGGAAACAUUUGCACACUACACUUGUUCUAAUUAAUAUUUCAAGUCUUAAACCCCUUUGGUUGCAGGACAAGUAAAGGUCAAUGUUUUCUGUUUUCUAAUGGAGAAUUUGAAGUUAAUUAUUCUCCAAAAUACUGGUUAAUUAUGUUUUUAUAAUAUAUAUAGAAUCAUAGAAUUGUUGAAGUUGGAAAUGACCACUAAGAUCAUCAAGUCCAACCAUCAACCCAGCACCACUAAAUCAUGUCCUCAAGUGCCACAUCCACACAUAAAAACAUUAAUUUUCUGCAAAAUCAGCAAGCAAAGAUGACUGCAGCAUUCCUGAAGAAAUAGUGCAAGAUUCCUUCAUAUUCAUUUGGAAAUUUAAAUGCAGAUUUUCAUAUGGAAAUACUGCUGUUUAGCACUGAAACAAAUUUUCUCCCUUUGCUUCUCAGCAAAUAUUUCAGAUGGAAAUUAUUCAUUAUGUCACCACUGUAAAAUGAUAGAUGAAUUAGACUGUUACCUGCUCUGCAGAAGUUUUUUUUUUCCAA
Molecule: messenger RNA, 2052 nt
Organism: Serinus canaria (Common canary)
Lineage: Eukaryota; Metazoa; Chordata; Aves; Passeriformes; Fringillidae
Product: TLR adapter interacting with SLC15A4 on the lysosome-like
Exons: 3
Coding region: 532-1455 (307 amino acids)
Biological process (GO): regulation of toll-like receptor signaling pathway
Source: RefSeq, a predicted model, not a curated record